CGGAGGACUCAGUUGCGCAGCGCCGAGACUGGCAGGCGGAAGAGGCGAAAAAUUCUGGCAUCAGAUAAUCGCAGAUUCCCUUACACGAUCCUGAUUAUUCCCUGUCGAGUUGGCGCGAAUCCCCAAAACUUCGACCGUUUUUGGCGCGACGAGAAAGAAACACCAUUCUGUUGCCAUCAGCCGCUGCUCGUUCGGCUUCGUUGGCAUUGCGCCGGUGAAAAUAUACAUCAGCUGCCAUCUACAAUCAUCGGCGCUGGCCGGCGCGUAUAUAUAUAUAUACACGUACAACAUACGCUAUGGGAGAUCCCGCGAGGGACAGGGACCACGAUCGGCCGAGUGCUGGUAAGGCGCCAGCAGCAGACUCAGAGCCUGUAGAAGCUAAGGACCCUCCGCUUGAAGCUACCGACAGCGAAGAUGUCGACGGCGACGACGACGACGACGACGAUAUGGAUGGCACAGACGAGUACUCUGCAGCGUCAGUUACCGUGAGGAGCAGCAUAUGGGAGCACGAGUUUGAAGGCGGGCGAAGGUAUCACCACUAUCGACACGGCCGGUACCCUUUGCCAAACGACGACGAGGAGCAAGAACGAGAGUAUAUGAAGCAUGUGCUACACCUGGAGCAGACUGGCGGCAGGUUAUUUAAUGCGCCCAUUGCGCCGAAUCCACAGAAAAUACUAGACCUCUGUACGGGUACAGGGCUAUGGCCAGUGGCAGUCGCCAAAACGUUUCCCAGCGCAGAAAUUGUCGGUCUCGAUCUCAGCCCUAUCCAGCCAUUCAUGGUCCCGCCCAAUGUGCGGUUCUUAGUCGACGAUGUUGAAGACGAGUGGAUGGAUCGCGGGGGCUACGACUUUAUCCACUUGCGCCAUUCCUGCAUGUACCUGAAAGACAUGGACAAGCUGAUCAACAACUGCUAUUCACAUCUAAAAGAAGGCGGAUGGCUAGAGAUUACAGACUAUUGCACCUUUAUCAGAUGUGAUGACGACACAAUGCCUCCAGGCCACCCGCCGGCGCAAGUCGCCCGUUUGAUGCAUCAGUGUCUGUUAAAUUACGGCAUGAACGGAUACACCAUCAACGAGCUUGAGCAAAAGUAUAAGAAUGCCGGGUUCAAAAACAUCCAAUGCCGUGUCAUAAAAACGCCAAUCGGUUCUUGGCCUAAGGAUCCCAAGCAGCGGGAAAUUGGAACUCUUUUCCGCGACAUCAUCAACGAGCUCAUCCGUGCUCUGGCUGCGAAGCCUCUGAAAACCCUGGAUUGGAGCGAAGCUGAGAUGGAGGUGUAUCUCGCCGAAGCACGAAGGGCCCUUUGGGACAAAAAGGUGCAUUGUUAUACUAACUUUAUAUCCUGGUGGGCUCAGAAGUGAUUCUUCUUGAAGAAUUCUCUCCUUUACCUCCUUCGUUUCCUUUUUUUUUUAGUCAUUUUUCAUUGCAGCAUUUUGGGUAAGCGAUGUGUUGGAUUAUUUACCAUGGGCUAACUUUGGACAUUUUUACAAACACGCAUGUGUGUGUGUAUGUGCGUACAAAUAAGGGAUACUGGGACUACAUACAACUGGGCGUAUGGUUGGCUUUUUUUUUUCUUCUUUUAUAUAUACAGGGAGAAGAAUAUGAUCUCUUCCUCGCUCAAACGUGUUUUUUCUUCUUUGGAGAGUGUAGAAUAGAUUAUUUUUCUGCUAGCAGGUCAAUGACCUAGAAAGCCCAAAUAUACCCCAAG
Molecule: messenger RNA, 1705 nt
Organism: Trichoderma asperellum CBS 433.97
Lineage: Eukaryota; Fungi; Ascomycota; Sordariomycetes; Hypocreales; Hypocreaceae
Source: RefSeq, a predicted model, not a curated record